Molecule: messenger RNA, 1848 nt
Organism: Zasmidium cellare ATCC 36951
Lineage: Eukaryota; Fungi; Ascomycota; Dothideomycetes; Mycosphaerellales; Mycosphaerellaceae
Exons: 3
Coding region: 1-1848 (615 amino acids)
Molecular function (GO): protein binding
Source: RefSeq, a predicted model, not a curated record
AUGGCUACGGCAUUAGUGACCCCUUCGAUCAGACUCCUCAAUCCGGACGUUUUCCGAGAGGUGUUCCUUCGACUUUCCAAGUACGACCUGCUGGAUGUGGUCUGUGUGUGCUGGGAAUGGAAUCAUGUCGCUCGGAGGCUGAUUGAUCAAAUGCUGGAAAUUGUGGCUUCUGUCAAGAUGCAGGAGGCGAAUCUACGGUUGCUUCGACGACUACAACAGGACUCGGAUUUGCGGCAUCGAGUGAAAGAUCUUGUCGUGAAGGACUGGUACUUGGACGACUUGCCUCCAUGGCCAAAAAUCGGCAGUCAAUUUGAGGAUCCUUGGAUUUCGGGAAAGUGCUUCUCUACAACAUAUAUUGACGAUAACUCCAUGAGUCCGGAUUCUCGGGAUCUCAUGCAACAUAUGUGUUGCGCAUUGGCCUUGAUGAACCUUAGUUCCUUCACGUGGUCAGCACUAUCUCCGAUGCCCAUCACCCUUUUCGAGGUCCUGGCGUCCCGGCCGUCGUGUGACAUUCACAUUCGUCGCAGCGAACGAGCGUACGAAGUCGCUGUCUGGUCACACUCGCCUAUCAUCAACCAUUUGCAGCUACGGUACAUGACCCGUGUGGCUUCACAGCUCACAACACUGGAGCUACUGCUACCCUCGGAAGACCCCCUGAUACUUUCCAGCCUGGGCAGGCUCGUUGUGCUGUCGCCGAGACUGAAGUCUUUGAAGAUUUAUACUCUCGGGAAACUCUGGGGUGGCUCCAAAGUCCACUUCGUGUUCACAAGGCCUUCGCGAGGAACUGUCUUUGCUCCUGUACGCUCGAUGGAGUGGUUGCAAAGCCCGCUCUUGUUGGCCGGACGACAGCUUGCGCUUGAAACGCUUGAGCUGGACAACUUUUGCGUGUGUCGAAUUCGGGACUUCGCCCUCAGCAGCAUUACAGAUGUUUCGAAGCUACGAAGGAUAGGCUUGUCUUGCUUCAGCUUUCUGAGGAAUGGACCUUGCCCCUUGAAUAUUCGCUCCUUCCGCCUUCAUUGCCACAAUCCUGCAGCUUUCGAAGACCAAUACUGCGAAAAGUUGUGGACCUCGAGUGAGGUGCAGGAGAUGGUCUCACGUUGCUAUUUUCUCACAGAGGUCGAGCUGCUAGACGGGGCAGAUAUUUUGAGCGGACCUGUGCUGGAGCGUUUGGGAAAGCAAUUGACCGGUCUGAGACUCCGUCAAGUGAUUUGGCCGAAUUCCGUCUCUUCAUACGAUUUGGAUGCCAUCAGUAAGACUUGCCCUAGCCUACGCGCUUUGGAUAUUGACAUUCCGAACGCAAAGCUGUUCUCUCGCUUCAGCUCUGAAGUCACAACAUUGUUCCCUCGCCUUGAACGCUUGACGGUAUGUCGAGGUAGCGAAGGACAUCUGAUCGUAGAUUUCUUUACGCCAGACCCGCACCGCUGUUCGGCUACUCUUGCUGAUCUUCGGGCUACCUGGGACGAAAUGGCGGCUGGAGAGUCCAACCUCGUAGAGUUGACCUUGCACUUUGGUUUCAGGAAGGCUUGGGACAGAGAUAUCACUUUCUUCACGACGGGAAGGCCGUACGCCGCUCAAGCCGAAAUCGGGUCCAGGUCACAUACUGCUCAAGCCGAUUUACCCGCCAGAUUGGUAGGGGAUAAGCAACAAGUGGAGACUAGAUGCGUUGAAAUUGACGAAGCCCGCAAGGCGAUUGCGCACCGAUGGCAGUGGCUGGACGGGUUCUUUGUACGUCAAAACAGUUGGGAAGAACGAUUGAAUCAUCUCGAUGAAGUGGCUGUCCGCGGGCUCUAUCUUGUUCGCCGGCGAACGCCCAAUGCGCAAGGAGAGUUUACGCAAAGAGCGAUGUAG